AUGUCUAGUGGGUUUGUUUCGACAAGUGAACUCGAGGAAGAGAAGAAAAGAAGACAAGAAGAAUGGGAGCGGGUAAGGAAGCCAGAUGAUCCAGCUGUGGCACCAGAGCCAGAGGUAUGCAACAAAUCGCUCUAUGAGCAAUUAAGAGACAACAAAGAGGCCAAGCAGGCGGAAAUCGAUGAAGCUAAGAAAUUCAAGAAUAUGAUCCGAGGCAUUGAUGAAGAUGAAAGCGAAUUUCUGGCUCGUGUCAACCAGAUGAAGUCAGAACAGAUGCGGAAAGCAAAGAAGGAAGAAGAAGAAGCGCUUAGAGAAGCUGCCAUAGCCCGAAGCCAACUGAAUCUGACCGAACCUCCCACAGUGUCUCAGCUGAAAGUUGCACCCACAGACAAUAAACCACAGAAAUCAAAACAGGCAGCUAUACUUUCUACUGCAAUCAAACGAAAGUCAACUAGUAGCAAUGGCGAUGGCACUACUGAGAAACUAGCAAGACCUGAGAAUCCGAAUAAUAAUCGACCGUCUGAACAGUCCAAUGGGCAACCAGCGGUUUCGGCAAUGAAAAUUGUUGGAAAGAUACCUGGUAUCGGGAGUUAUGAUGCGUCGAGGUUUGUGAUAUCUCCGCCUUACUAA
Cylicostephanus goldi is the source of this 627-nucleotide messenger RNA. NCBI's taxonomy places the organism in Eukaryota, Metazoa, Nematoda, Chromadorea, Rhabditida, Strongylidae. The record is from the annotation of a GenBank genome assembly.